CUUAAUAACUGCUUUGGCUCCUCAGGACAGUGGUAGAAGAUGCUGCUUCUCCUACUCCCAAGCGCUUUUCUCCUUCUACCAUGGGCUGGGGCUGGAAGGAUCAUUGGAGGAAGGGAAGUUAAGCCCCACUCCAGGCCCUACAUGGCUUACUUACAAAUUGAAAGUGGCUCAGAUACUUACAGAUGUGGAGGGUUCCUGAUUCAGCCAGAUGCAGUGCUCUCAGCAGCUCACUGUGUGCAUGGAAAAGGAAAGGUGAAUAUCACUGUGACUCUGGGAGCCCACAACAUAAAAAAGAAAGAACUGAGCCAGCAGAAGUUCCAUGUUGGAUGUUGGGUCAUCCAUCCCAGAUACUUAAAUUACAGAUCUGGAAAUGACAUCAUGCUGCUGAAGCUGAAGAAAAAGGCCAAGAUGACUAAGUAUGUGAAACCCAUCUCCUUGCCCAGUCAUAACGAAACUGUCACACCAGGAACUAAAUGUAGUGUGUCUGGCUGGGGCCAGACAUCAGUGACAGGGCAUAGGACUGAUGUGAUGCUAGAGGUGGACCUGGAGCUGCAGCGUGAGGAAGUGUGUGAGGAGUCUUUCAAAGGCUACUGGUGCCAGUCUAUGAUCUGUGCCGGUGAUAUGCGUGGCAGAAAAUCAACUUACAAUGGUGAUUCUGGAGGCCCAUUAGUCUGCAAUCGGAAGGCUCAUGGCAUUGUUUCUUAUGGAUAUCAAAAUAAACCCUUCCCUAAGGUAUUUACCAGAGUCUCCUAUUUUGAGCCCUGGAUCAAUGAACAGCUGAGGAAGUUUGCAAUCCAAGAGGCUUCUAAAUGCACCUAAAACAGAGUCAGA
This is a messenger RNA of Pipra filicauda (Wire-tailed manakin), 831 nucleotides long. Its product is annotated as mast cell protease 1A-like. Gene Ontology annotation, molecular function: serine-type endopeptidase activity. Bases 40 to 819 code for a protein of 259 amino acids. Gene Ontology annotation, cellular component: cytoplasm; intracellular membrane-bounded organelle. NCBI's taxonomy places the organism in Eukaryota, Metazoa, Chordata, Aves, Passeriformes, Pipridae. The record is from RefSeq and is a predicted model, not a curated record. The transcript has 5 exons. Gene Ontology annotation, biological process: proteolysis.